This is a messenger RNA of Ctenocephalides felis (cat flea), 978 nucleotides long. RefSeq names its product U7 snRNA-associated Sm-like protein LSm11. Lineage: Eukaryota; Metazoa; Arthropoda; Insecta; Siphonaptera; Pulicidae. Gene Ontology annotation, cellular component: U7 snRNP. Bases 1 to 978 code for a protein of 325 amino acids. Gene Ontology annotation, molecular function: U7 snRNA binding. The record is from RefSeq and is a predicted model, not a curated record. Gene Ontology annotation, biological process: mRNA 3'-end processing by stem-loop binding and cleavage. The transcript has 6 exons.
AUGUCAGAUAAAUCAAAUAAAAGCGAUGACAAAUCAAAAAAACGAGACGAUUCUCAAAAAGCUGGUCCAUCAAAACCCUACGACCCAGCAUUAGAUGUAACAAGUAAACAUUUUGAUCCGCUAAAAGCUUUACGUUCUGAUGACGUUAUUUUACCGGUGCCAAAUGCUCGUGCUUUUGAUAAUAUCGCAAAAUUUGAAAGUAUGUAUAAAAAAUUCGACUUUACGAAAAUGUCAAUAAGUGAGGUUAAGUCGAAGCCGGUGAAAAAAGAGGAGCCAUCUAACAUUUCGUUUGCAAGUGUUCGGCGAUUUUUACCGCAUCAAGAACCGGUGAGAGCUGAACCCCGAAAGGAAAAAUCUAAUAUGCUUAAAAAAAUGAAAGAACCAAUAGCAGGACCUUUAGAUGCCCUCCGGAAAUGUUUACAACCUGGUGCAACAAUAACGGUCGGGCACAAUGCUCGGCCGCCCGCUGAGACAACCGUAAUAGUAAAAGGAUUGCUUAACUCAACAACACAGAACUCUGGCAGGUCAACUGGCCUGGAACCGGUGAGAGCUGAACCCCGAAAGGAAAAAUCUAAUAUGCUUAAAAAAAUGAAAGAACCAAUAGCAGGACCUUUAGAUGCCCUCCGGAAAUGUUUACAACCUGGUGCAACAAUAACGAUUCACACGCGUCGGGCUCACGAGGUUCGAGGCACCUUGACUGGGACGCUUCAGGCCUUCGAUAAACAUUGGAACAUUGCGUUAUCAAAUGCAACGGAACGCUGGUCUAGACGAAAAUCUAACAAAAUGAAAGCACCCCCGAUGAGCGCAGGUUGUCCAAGCAACAAACCAAAUAAAAUUCGCGUUAAAAUUCCUGAAACUAAAAUAAUAAGCAGCAAAGGUAAAAAUGAAGUUUGUGAACGAUUUGUACCGAAAGUAAUGAUCAGAGGGGAACAUGUUGUUUUAAUAAUAUUAAACCUCCAAGAGAAAGUUAAGAAGUAA